AUGGAAGCUUCCAAUGAGGUUGAAGCUCUGCAGCAAGAGAACGAAGAGCUCCGUGCUUUGAGCAAAGAUUUGCAGAAGAAUCUGAACCUCCUAGUUCAGGCUUCACUGGAGAACAGACUUGGCCGUGGCGGCGGCUCCUCCGUUCAGACUCAAUCGAUUCCGUUAGAUGUAUUGCACUGUGCCCGUGGCUUGAAUCUUGGAGAUGGAAAAGAAAACUGUGCUGGUUACAAUAACAAUAACAUCAAUAAUAAUAAGGAGCUGCUAGAAGAUUCGGAUGAGAGUUCAACGAGUGUAAUAGAUGAUAACAAUGUUGAUGAUGAAGCGGAACGGUUCUCUAUGCCGAAGAGCAUUUCUGUGAGAUCCAAAGGCUACGUGAAGGUGGCUCAGCCUCCAGCAGUCGUAACUAACAAUAAUGCUUGUCGCAGCACCAAAGGAGCUCCCCGCUCUCGUGCGUCUUCCACUCAACCAGAUCAAGCUCAAAAGGUAUAUGUCCGAGGAGGGAAGAAAGAGGAAGAACCUCUUGAGAUGACUGUGUAUAAUCAGGGGAUGUUAAAGACUGAGCUGUGUAACAAAUGGCAGGAAACUGGUGCAUGCCCUUAUACUGACCACUGCCAAUUCGCUCAUGGUAUUGAGGAGCUUCGCCCGGUGAUCGCCACCCACGCUACAAAACUGAGGUCUGUAGGAUGGUUUUUGCUGGGGUUGUCUGGCCGUAUGGCCAUAGAUGCCAUUUCCGCCAUGCACUGUCAGUCUCUGCCUAUUGCUCACCGAGACUUGAAAGCAGAGAAUCUUCUGUUAGGUUCAGAUGGUUUAUGGAAGUUGUGUGAUUUUGGAAGCAUUUCCACAAAUCACAAACGUUUUGAGAAGCCAGAAGAAAUGGGAAUUGAGGAAGAUAAUAUCAGAAAGUACACAACUCCCGCCUACAGAGCUCCUGAGAUGUGGGACCUGUUCCUCAAAGAAGUUAUUAAUGAGAAAGUAGAUAUAUGGGCACUAGGGUGUCUCCUUUUUCGCAUAUGCUACUUCAAAAGUGCGUUUGAUGGGGAAUCAAAGCUACAAAUCUUAAAUGGAAACUACCGCAUUCCUGAUUUACCUAAAUUCAGCUCGUCCCUCACAGACUUGAUCAGAGACAUGCUUCAAGCUAGACCAGACGACAGACCAGAUAUCACGCAGGUUUGGUUUCGUGUUAAUGAAAAGCUGCCUGUUGAUUUGCAAAAGUCAUUACCUGACAGGCCACCUGAAUCGCCCUCUUCCGACAAUCACGAAGGUGCUUUCUGGUCCACUAUGCAUGCAAAGGAUUCACUUGUGUUUGUGAAAGCUGCAAACAGUGAUUUUCAUAUUGGAAUUCGAAGGAAAUGA
Molecule: messenger RNA, 1353 nt
Organism: Vicia faba (fava bean)
Lineage: Eukaryota; Viridiplantae; Streptophyta; Magnoliopsida; Fabales; Fabaceae
Source: the annotation of a GenBank genome assembly